GAAUAAUUGGUUCAAACACGAUUACAUAGGGUCUUUAAAUUAGUAUUCAAGGAGUGCUUUCAAUGGGACCUCACAAAUUACAUGUGAAUAAGUUUGUAAAUUCCCUCGAAGCACUGAUACACUAGACACAAUUUGCAACUGCCACGUCUACCACGUUCACAAUGGCCGGAAUGUCUGAGGGGGAAAUUGCCGGAUACAGAGAGGUGUUUAAUAUGUUUGACCUGGAUGGUAGUGGGUCUAUUUCCUCGGGUGAACUAAAAGUGGCGCUGGAGGAAAUGGGUUUUGUACCUUCGGAUGAAGAAGUGCAAGUGCUUCUUAGACAGAUUGAUGCCGAUGGUAGCGGUCAAGUAGAAUGGGAAGAAUUCUUAGCCAUGUUCCAAGCGAAGCCAAAGAAACAACAUACAGAAGCGAGUCUCCGGAAGGCGUUCAGGAAACUUGAUAAAGACAAAAGCGGAGAUAUAUGCAGGAAUGAGGUCAGACAGUUCUUAAGGGAAAGUGGUAUCGGUGAAGACAUCCUACCAGAUGGUGAAAUAGAUGCAAUGAUUGCUGAAGUUGAUACAUCCGGGGAUGGAAAGAUCUCUUUUGAAGAGUUCCUAAGAAUGAUGAACGCUUAAAAUACAACUUUUACAAACAACUUUAGACUUGGACUAAAAUAUUUAAUACUAUCUUUGGCUUUUCAUGUGAUUAUUAGAAAUUUCAGGUCGAAUAUUUUCGGCUCCUUAGUUAGCUAUAUAGUUUGUAUUUUUGACUAACUUUAAAAAUAAAAGAUUGAUAAUAA
Messenger RNA from Owenia fusiformis, 778 nucleotides. The record is from the annotation of a GenBank genome assembly. NCBI's taxonomy places the organism in Eukaryota, Metazoa, Annelida, Polychaeta, Sabellida, Oweniidae.